This is a messenger RNA of Radiomyces spectabilis, 1749 nucleotides long. Its product is annotated as ammonium transporter AmtB-like domain-containing protein. The transcript has 9 exons. The record is from RefSeq and is a predicted model, not a curated record. Gene Ontology annotation, biological process: ammonium transmembrane transport. Gene Ontology annotation, molecular function: ammonium channel activity. NCBI's taxonomy places the organism in Eukaryota, Fungi, Mucoromycota, Mucoromycetes, Mucorales, Radiomycetaceae. Gene Ontology annotation, cellular component: plasma membrane. The coding region runs from base 1 to 1749 and encodes 582 amino acids.
AUGGCUGCUUAUACAAUUGAUAAUGGCGACACGGCUUGGGUUAUGGUGUGUGCUGCCUUGGUAUUUUUGAUGUCUCCAGCGCUCGGAUUUUUCUAUGCUGGAUUAGCACGCGCGAAAAAUGCGCUUUCACUCAUGUAUCUCACUGUAUUAUCCGUGGCCGUGGUAUCCAUCCAGUGGUACCUUAUUGGCUACUCCCUAACUUUCUCUGAAACUGGCGGCGCGUUUAUUGGUGAUGCACGUGCGUUAUUCAUUAGACAAAACGACUUGACAGAGCACUUUUUGCUUCGAGGCGUAGGUCAGGCGCCGCAACUUCCCAGUCAAACCGUUCCGGCUUCCGUUUUUAUGAUCUUCCAAGCAAUGUUUGCCUGUAUCACACCUGCACUUGCUUUUGGCUCAGCCGCGGAACGCAUGUCGCUAGGCCCAGCCAUUAUCUUUGUAUUUGUGUGGACCACAUUGGUAUAUGACGUUAUCACAUGCUGGGUUUGGGGGCCUCAAGGCUGGCUCGCCAAAUUGGGCGUCAUGGACUAUGCAGGUGGUACGCCGGUGCAUAUUGCCAGUGGACUUGCUGCAGUGGCCUAUGCCAUGGUGCUCGGAAAACGCCGGGAUUACAAUGAGAAUGUAAACACUCCUCACAAUGUUUCGUUUGUUUUCCUGGGUUUAGCCCUCUUAUGGUUUGGCUGGUUUGCUUUUAACGCUGGUAGCGCCUUGGCCGCCAAUGCCCGUAGUGUGAAUUCGCUUGUUUGCACGCAUCUGUCUGCAUGCGUUGCCGCCAUGGUUUGGAUUCUCUUGGACUACCGCCGUAGUCGCAAAUGGAGUAUUAUUGGUCUUUGCACUGGCGCUGUGGCGGGUCUAGCCACUGUCACACCGGGCUCCGGUUUUGUCAGUCCCAGUAGCUCCUUGGCUUUCGGUGCUAUUGGGUCCAUCGUCUGCAACAUUGCUCUCAAUUAUAAGCACAAAUACCGAUUUGACGAUGCCUUGGAUGUGUUUGCCGUUCACUACAUUGGUGGUCUUGUGGGCCUUUUGUUAACUGGAAUCUUUGCUCAACAAUCCGUGAUUGCUUUGGGUUACCCUGAAGGCACAUCGCUGGACAUGAUUCCUCAGGGUGGUUGGCUCGACGGUAACUGGAUGCAGCUCCCUAUUCAAUUAGCUGCCAUUGCUUCCGUUUCCGGCUGGUCAUUUGUUGUCACGUAUGCGAUCCUUAUCCUUCUCAACAAAAUCCCCGCUUUCAAGCUACGCCUGGACGACGAAGCUGAACUCCUCGGUACCGAUCUCUCAGAAAUGGGUGAACGCGCUUAUUCGUACCUUCCUUUGGAAGACGACCAAAAGCAUACCCGAACGGCGUCAGCCAGUUCAAGCGACAUUGAUGCCGUCAACGAAACCAUGAAGGUGACCCACACGCAUCCGCCGACGGAGCUAUUUGGCGGUGCUCUUCAACAACUCAUGACAUCUCCUCGCGACAUCGUCAAAGGUGUGCCAGAAUUGAUCGAACCACCUGUCCAACAAAGCCAUAACCCAUCCCACCGUUCCUCAAAUCCCAGGCAUACCGUCGACAUGAUACAGUCGACAGGUGGCGCGGUUUUUCAGAAAAGCAGCGCUCAAGUGCGAGAAGAGAAACAAGAACAAGAAUUCGUGGGAAUGGAAGAUCAGCCAAUGUCAGUGACAACCCACAUGUAUCAUAAUAACAGACCCAACACCCACCACAGUACUAGUACUUCUUCCACCACCGUCACCAAAGAAAACGAGAAAUAA